GUAUUAUGUUUUGAGUAGUGGCGUAUUAGUGAAUUAACUUGCUUCUCAAAAAUUAGAUAAUUACUAGGUACAGUUACUGUGUUUUUUUGGUUAACAAAACAAUCGAAAUAUUUCAAUUGAAGUAAUAUACCUAAUAAAAUAUGAUCUUCCUGACUUCGAUAAUCCUAUUGCUGACCGCUGUUAUUGUAAGCUAUAUCAGAUGGAGACAACGGUAUUGGGAGAGAAAAGGAGUUCCGCAGUUCGAUCCUGAUCUAAUUUUUGGCGAUACCAAACCGUUAUUAACAGGAUCCAAAUCCGUGCAAGGUUAUUUCCAAGAUGUGUACGAAGCUGGUCGAAAAAAAUCAGACAAACACGUGGGAAUAUACAACUUUUGGCAACCGGAAUAUGUACCUAUCGAUUUAAAUAUAAUAAAGAGGAUAGUGACAACGGAUUUCAACUAUUUUGAUGCACGUGGACUCUACCAUUCCAAAUUUGAUAAGUUUUCAGAAAAUAUGUUUACUCUUGAUGGUGCUGAAUGGAAAGAUCGCCGAGUGAAAAUUACACCAACAUUCACAUCAGGUAAAAUUAAAAUUAUGUUCGAAACGGUAUUGGAAAAAGCAAGUGAACUUUCGAAAGCAAUUAUUCGGGAAGCCGAUGCCAAUAAAGCGAUUGCAGUUAAAGAAUUAAUGGCAAGGUAUGGUACUGAUACUUUUGCCAGCGUAGGUUUCGGUCUCGAAUGCAACACACUAAGAGAUGCUGAUAAUAUAUUCAGACAAAUUGGAAGAAAAGCUCUCAAACCAAACCUGAUUGGUUUCUUCCUUGAAUUAACUUUUCCAGCUAAUUUAUUAGCUGCGUGCGGCCAUACAUUAGUCCCCAAAGACGUCGAAGCAUAUUUUACAAAUAUUGUUAGCGACACAUUGAAAUUUAGGGAAAGUAAUGACGUGAAGAGAAACGAUUUUUUGCAACUUCUUUUGCAACAAAAGAAAAGAGAGGCUGGUAAUGAUGGUGACGUCGUUGUUUCUGACGAUAAAAAAAAUCUUACCGAGCAAGAAAUUAUUAAUGAGGCAUUUUUAUUUUAUUUGGUUGGUUUUGAAACUUCUGCAGGUACAAUGACUUUUGCUUUAUUGGAAUUGGCGCAAAACCCUCAAAUGCAGGACAAACUGCGCGAAGAAAUAUUGGCUAAUUUAGAUAAACAUAAUGGCAAAUUCACUUAUGAAAGUCUUAGUGAAAUGGAAUAUCUUGAUAGAAUACUAAAAGAAACCCUCAGGAAGUAUCCAGUACUUGCAGUUUAUCCAAGAGCAUGUUCAAAAGAUUAUAAGAUACCUGGCACAGAUGUCGUACUUAAGAAAGGUACCAAAGUUCAUAUCCCAGCAAUUGGAAUUCAUCGAGAUCCAGAAUAUUACCCGAAUCCAGAAGAAUUCGACCCAGAAAGGUUCACCCCGGAAAAUAUUGCUAAGAGGCCCGAUUUCGCUUAUUUGCCAUUUGGUGAAGGUCCUAGGCAAUGCAUAGGAAUGAGAUUUGCCCGAGUGCAAACUAAAAUUGGAAUUGCUACCUCGAUAAAAGACUACAGAAUAACUUUAGAUGAAAGGACGCAGCUUCCUUUGCAAUUCGAUCACGCAUCUAUUGGCUUUACCUUGAAAAAGGAUAUCAUGCUAAGGUUCACCAAAGUCUAGAAGACAACUAGCUUUUUUUUUAUCGAGCACAAUAUUUUAAGCAUUUAUCAUUUACUUACAUAAGUAGGUAGCUACUUUUAUUUUACUAUACUAUUUAUAUAUAAUAUACCUAUAUAAUUAUAUUUUUUAGAUUUUA
Ceutorhynchus assimilis (cabbage seed weevil) is the source of this 1788-nucleotide messenger RNA. The record is from the annotation of a GenBank genome assembly. Lineage: Eukaryota; Metazoa; Arthropoda; Insecta; Coleoptera; Curculionidae.